UAUUGUCAUAAUGUGGACUGAUGUUGUUCAGUUCGGUUCGGAAUCAUCAUGGCGCUCUCGAACAUGGAAAACAACGGUGAGUGAAACGCUCUCUGAACCAUUGCCUUCAAAUCUCGUGCAACUCUCGAACAUGGAAAACAAAGAUAUGUCGCGGGAUGUAAGCAGCGAGAUUCCCAAUGGCGUGACCACCGUUUUCGCUGCUGCCUCUAAGUGGAAUGACUCACAAUUAAAUCCAACCAUGGACGGUAAACGGUCGCUGGAGACUGUGGAAAGCGCUUUCUCCAACGCAUGUGCUUCAGGCGACAUAGCAACAGUUCGUGCCAUUCUGUCGGACUUACGAUUCUCAGUGGACUAUAGUGAUUCGCUGGGGAGAACCCCUCUUCGGCUUGCUGUUCGGAAUGAACACCUGGAGAUUGUUGAGCUUCUCCUGGAACGCUGCAGCAGCAUCGGCGUCCGCGAGGCUCUCCUUCUAGCUAUCAAUAGCGGCAACGUCCAGAUGGCUGAGCUAAUACAGAGCCACACAACUAAGGACAAGCGGACACUAAGUCAUGGCGAUGACGACUACUUCUUUAGUCAGAGCCAUGAAGACUCUCAGUUCUCGGCCGACACCACGCCCCUUAUUUUGGCAGCCAAACGAAACCAUUUCCAGCUUGUGCAGAUGCUGAUACGACAAGGGGAGACAAUCCCUACGCCUCACGCAUACCUCUGUAACUGUCGGAUUUGUAUCAAUAAGCGACAGUUUGAUCAACUGAGGCUGGCCAAGACUCGUCUCAAUGCAUAUAGAGGCCUCAGUAGUGAAGCCUUUAUUUCCCUUUCCAGUAAGGACCCCAUUCUGAGAGCAUUCGAACUUGCUAAAGAGUUAAGGAAUAUUGCAGAGAUAGAGAAAUAUUACAAGACAGAGUAUCUAUCCCUGGCCGACAAGCUGAGCGAGUUCGUAGUCAAACUGUUGGAUAAGGUCAGAUGUCAUGACGAACUAGAGGUCAUCUUGAACAAGGUUGCAGGUGAAGAUGAGGAAGAGGAAGAGACGUUCGCCCCUUUGGAGAGAAUUCACCUGGCUAUAGAAUUCAACGAGAAAAAGUUCGUUGCACAUCCGAGCUGUCAGCAGACGCUAGUGAGUAUCUGGUAUAGCGAUGUGAGACCGUUAGAGAGCACCAACUGGUUACUGAGGAUCCUGCUGGGUUUGUCCAUGACCAUCUUGUACCCUGUGUUAGCCGUCAUCCUCUGGACAGCUCCCUCUUCCAGGGUUGCUAGAAUCCUCCGCUCUCCGUGUGUGAAGUUCACUGGGAGGAUGAUCUCACAGGCUCUGUUUCUCAUGUUCAUUCUCGUCGCAUCCCUCGAGCAUCCAACUGAUCGCUUGUUGACGUCAUAUGGCCCACUACUCAACAUCAGUGCCCACUAUCUCAGCCCGAACUGCACGGAUGAGACGCUUUGUGACUUUGCCGUGCGGUCGUCCGAGUUUGAGAUCAUGAAGAUUCUCAUCGGACUGUGGUUGGCAGGUUUGUUAUGUCAAGAGAUUCAGGAGUUCUACAAGAGCGGCAUGUCCGGCUACUUCGACUCCAUCUUCAACUACAUGGACACCGCCGUCAUUGUGCUGUAUAUCACCUGGGCCAGCCUGAAACUGGUGACAGUCCACAAGGUGAAGAUUUCUCUGGAAUAUUUCACACACGAAACAUCCUGGCACGCCCUCUCCGAACGACAGACGGAGGCACAGCUGCAUCUCUAUUGGUUGAUAGCAGAUCGAUACUACUGGGACAGAUACGACCCAGAGAAUGUGAUGGAGGCCGUGUUUGCUGUAGCCAAUAUAAUCAGCUUCACUCGAAUCAGUUACAUCUUCCCAGCUGAUGAACUUCUGGGUCCUCUUCAGAUCUCUCUUGCCCGGAUGGCCACGGAUAUUUUGAAGUUCGUGGUUAUAUUUAUGGUGUUGUUCAUGGCCUUCUACGUGGGCCUCCACAACCUGUACUGGUACUACCCACCUGUAACACGCAAAGCCUGGGAGCUCCGCCCACACAACAUCACAACGAAGGCCGAGAAACACUUUGGCCUGCAUAAUCAAACCUUUAUGACGGUGUUUUGGGCAACUUUCGGACAAACGGACAAUACGGCAGUUGAACUUGGUGAAUUCCAAAAUAUUUUCACUCAGAACAUAGGAUACUGGAUAUUCGGGGCCUACAACAUCGCCAUCGUCAUCGUCCUGCUCAACAUGUUGAUUGCCAUGAUGACGCGAUCCUUCGACAUCAUUCAGUCGGAAGCUGACACGGAGUGGAAGUUCGCCCGCAGCAAAUUGUACAUGGAAUACAUAAAAGGAGACUGCGUUCUGCCCGUCCCCUUCAACCUUUUCCCCUCACUCAGGGCCCUGCUCGGUCACUUCCGCCGCAUUCAGGACUGUUUCACUACCAAGGACGAUCCUGCCCCCAUGUACCAGGGGAGAGUCAGGGACGCUGAGAUGUUUCAAACUCAUACAACCACACCGGGCCGUCGACCCACUAUGAAGACUGGUACUAAAGACGUAAAGGACCCCGGUCAAGGCAUCGAGACGUUCCGCAUAGGGCUGUCCAACACUCUCGUCCGCAAUUACACAGUAGACAGUUUCGCGAGCGGCAAACUAACCUACAAGCGUGUGAUACACAGGGUGAUUCAUCGCUACCUAUUCGACAUGCAGCGAGGGGAUGGUGAUGAAGACGACACUAAGCAAGACAUAUCUACCUUCCGUCACGAAAUUCUCACAACACUUCACGAGACUAGAAAGGAGGCAAGUGAAAUGUAUGAGAAUAUGAACGAAAGGUUGGGGCGACUUGUCAGUGACUUUGUGGCUCUUAGUAAGGACAAACCACCAGUGAAUCACCAGUGAAUCUGUAUCUACUUGCCACGCUGAUCUUCAGCUUCAAACAAAUAUGUUAUCGUGCCGACUUAUUAGGUAUUGUCUAAACUGUUUUUAUACCAGUAUUAUCUGAUUGCUUAAAUUUUGAUUUAACAACAUGGUUUAAUCAUACAUGUAUAUUCAAAAGGCUUUACAAUGUUAUCAUAUUGUUAUCAAAUAGUUUGUCCUGUGACCAUACGUUAUAAUGGUGUUAUCAAAUAUUAUUUGAUUCUGUUUAAUAAUAGUUUCACGAAUUUAUCAUAUGGUUUGGUAAAUAUAAUAUCAUAUUGUCAGCAAAGCAUUUUACGUUGCUAUAAUAGUAUGUUUUGAUACUGUUAAAAAAUAUUUAUACUAUUCUUUCAUAAUUUUACCUUGUAUUUCUGUGAUUUAACAAUAUAAUAACAAGUUUUUCCAGAGUUUGUAUGACGUUCUUAUCUGAAUGUUAGAUGAUGUCCCGGAGCAUGGUGACAUGGUAAGAUGGUGAAAUAAAGUGUACAUCUGAUUAGAGAUAACUGUUUCCCAUGACGACAAGCGAUGUCAUUUAAAGGAGUGUCGAUAUCAUACACUUACAGGCAAGAUUAUUGCACGUUCAAAAUAAAAUGUUCUAAA
Haliotis rufescens (red abalone) is the source of this 3466-nucleotide messenger RNA. Its product is annotated as short transient receptor potential channel 3-like. Gene Ontology annotation, biological process: regulation of cytosolic calcium ion concentration; manganese ion transport; calcium ion transmembrane transport. The record is from RefSeq and is a predicted model, not a curated record. Gene Ontology annotation, molecular function: store-operated calcium channel activity; protein binding; inositol 1,4,5 trisphosphate binding. The transcript has 16 exons. The coding region runs from base 11 to 2848 and encodes 945 amino acids. Gene Ontology annotation, cellular component: cation channel complex; membrane. NCBI's taxonomy places the organism in Eukaryota, Metazoa, Mollusca, Gastropoda, Lepetellida, Haliotidae.